UCGGAAGAUGUUUAUUAUUAAGUCUGCAGAGCGCCCUUAUGGCAGACGGUCUAUUUUUACGCCGCUUACCUUCUUGUCGUGUGUCUAUAUAUUUGAUACCUCUUCUGUGUGUCUUGCCCUUUGAAUUCUUCAAGAGCUCAUGCUCCUGACAUAACGCAUAGGAUGCUGUCUCUCCAGACCCUCGCCUUUGUCCUCGUUCUGCUCCUGUCGACCUAUCUUACUGUACUCUGCUCUACCCCGCCAAAUCCCACCCCAGCCCGUGUCUGGAAAAAGGACGCGCUGGGGUAUUACGCCAGCUCUAGCGCAGCUAAUAUUCGCCGCAUUCUUAUCACCGGAUUUACUAUCUUCCACGUUGCCCUCAUACUUGCCUUGCCUGGCGCCGAAGCUAUCUGUCCGCAUCUUGCCAAUUUGAAUGCUCUGCUUUUCAAGUGGAGUACGUACACCUUAACUUGCUUCCUCUUGAUUAUCUGUAUUGGAGCUCCUCUACGGUUCAUGUCCUUCCAGAGACUGGGCAAGAACUUCACUUUCAACCUCGCACAGCCUGACCGGCUCACCACGACGGGCAUCUAUCGUUAUGUGCAGCAUCCAAGCUACACGGGACAAGUGGUCGUUCUGGGGACGAACUCGGUACUGUUCCUGCGAUGGGACGGCGUACUGGCCUGCUGGAUCCCGGAGACCGUGUCGGCAACCCUAAACGGAUGGGGCUACAUGGCCUUCAGUCUGGCCUUUCUACUGAUGGCAUGGAAGUUGGCUCAGCGCGUUAAAGAUGAGGAGACAAUUUUAAGAGAGACAUUUGGCCAUGAGUGGGAGAAGUGGCAUCAUUCGGCUAAACGGUUCAUACCUGGUGUCUUCUGAGAUCCAUUCCGUAUCUCUGUGGACACUGGAUAGCAGCUGGCCUUACAAGCCAGAAGCCCAAAUCCUUUUUAGGUCGAGGAGGCUCUAUACGGGUAAUUGGGAUGCCGUUAUGGCGGUCGAGUUGUUUUACGGCUGCGCGGGACGCUACAUCCUUAUUAUCCGUCCCAUUUUCAGUAAAAGAGGA
Molecule: messenger RNA, 1039 nt
Organism: Fusarium redolens
Lineage: Eukaryota; Fungi; Ascomycota; Sordariomycetes; Hypocreales; Nectriaceae
Exons: 1
Coding region: 163-855 (230 amino acids)
Biological process (GO): C-terminal protein methylation
Cellular component (GO): membrane; endoplasmic reticulum
Molecular function (GO): protein C-terminal S-isoprenylcysteine carboxyl O-methyltransferase activity
Source: RefSeq, a predicted model, not a curated record